Tympanuchus pallidicinctus (lesser prairie-chicken) is the source of this 954-nucleotide messenger RNA. Its product is annotated as olfactory receptor 14C36-like. The transcript has a single exon. The record is from RefSeq and is a predicted model, not a curated record. Gene Ontology annotation, molecular function: olfactory receptor activity; G protein-coupled receptor activity. Bases 13 to 954 code for a protein of 313 amino acids. NCBI's taxonomy places the organism in Eukaryota, Metazoa, Chordata, Aves, Galliformes, Phasianidae. Gene Ontology annotation, cellular component: membrane. Gene Ontology annotation, biological process: G protein-coupled receptor signaling pathway.
CAGGAACUGCAGAUGCCCAACAGCAGCUCCAUCAGCCAGUUCCUCCUCCUGGCGUUGGCAGACACGCGGCAGCUGCAGCUCCUGCACUUCUGGCUCUUGCUGGGCAUCUACCUGGCUGCCCUCCUGGGCAACGGCCUCAUCAGCACAGCCGUAGCCUGCCACCACCGCCUGCACACCCCCAUGUACUUCUUCCUGCUCAACCUCGCCCUCCUCGACCUGGGCUGCAUCUCCACCACUCUCCCCAAAGCCAUGGCCAAUGCCCUCUGGGACACCAGGCACAUCUCCUAUGCUGGAUGUGUUGCACAGACCUUUCUGUUUGUCUUUCUGAUGUCAGCAGAGUAUUGCAUUCUCACCAUCAUGUCCUAUGACCGCUAUGUUGCCAUCUGCAAGCCCCUGCACUAUGAGACCUUGAUGGACAGCAGAGCUUGUGCCACCAUGGCAGCAGCUGCCUGGGGCACUGGGCUUCUCCAUGCUCUGCUGCACACUGCCAGUACCUUUUCAAUACCAUUUUGCCAACACAAUGCCAUUGACCAGUUCUUCUGUGAAGUAGCCCAGAUCCUCAAGCUCUCCUGCUCAGAAUCAGACUACCUCAGGGAAACUGUGAAUGUCUAUUUCAGUCUUUGUUUAAUCUUUGGUUGUUUUGUUUUCAUUGUUGUGUCCUAUGUGCAGAUCUUCAGGGCCGUGCUGAGGAUGCCCUCUGAGCAGGAACGGCACAAAGCCUUCUCCACGUGCCUCCCUCACUUGGCUGUGCUCUCCCUGUUUCUCAGCACUCUCUUAUUUGCCUACCUGAAGCCACACUCCCUUUCUUCCCCAUCCCUGGACCUGGUGGUGUCAUUUCUGUACUCGGUGGUGCCUCCCACAGUGAAUCCUUUCAUCUAUGCUGUGAGGAACCACAAGCUCAGGGAUGCCCUGGGGAAACUUUGGGAAAUCCCCAGCUAUAGCAGAAAAUAUUAG